Molecule: messenger RNA, 618 nt
Organism: Aspergillus thermomutatus
Lineage: Eukaryota; Fungi; Ascomycota; Eurotiomycetes; Eurotiales; Aspergillaceae
Exons: 1
Coding region: 1-618 (205 amino acids)
Source: RefSeq, a predicted model, not a curated record
AUGCCUAGCUUCCAGGACUUCCAUAUCUUUUGCAUCCGAACUCUUCCCCCGAUCCUCCUAUACACUCUUAUCGUUCUCAACGCCCUCCAUUACUACGUUACUCGCGAAGACUGUGUUCCUAAUCACCUACUUCGUGCCAAUCUCGAAAUUUGCGCCUUCCUUGCCUUCGCCCGGCAUCAAAGACGAGCCCUUGACAAGCGCACCCCCAGCAAUGUGGGUCAGGCUGUCCUCGUCACGGUAGCAUGUCUGGGCAUCCUGAGCCACGUUAUCGACUAUUCCCCGGGACUUGCAGGCGUGAUCAAGGGCCUUUCGGAUCAGCAGCACAGUUGUCGACAUAUGACUGGCACCUUUGAUAAUGUCAAGUGGUCGUUCUCUGCUACUGGCCAGCACUGCGAUACGGCGGCCCAGCAAGCUACUAUUCAAGAUGCUGUUGCGAAGUACAUCCAGAACGCGGAGAAUGGGAAAAUCUGCGGCACCCAGUGCUUGCGUCUGAAUCACGGCGGCACCUGGGAUGGAUGGUUGAAGCUGGGCUCGGUCAGCAGCUUUAACGAGAACGCGUACUGUGCUGUCGGCCUGCCUUUUGAUAAAUGUAUCUCUGGUGGAAACAACGACAUUUAA